AUGAAAGUAUUUACCAAUCCUGUACCCAACUAUCAAGACAUUUCCAUCUUCAGGGAGUGUUUCUUCAUUUCUCUACUAUGUAUGACACAAUUGCUCACCCAAGCUGCUGUGUCUCAAACAGUCAACAAUUCUGAAUACGUGGCUCGUACUUUUGGGGUUCAAGACAAACCUGGAGAAAUCUCAUGGUUCACAGCUUCAUACUCCUUGACCGUUGGUACUUUCAUCCUUAUAUUUGGCCGUUUGGGAGAUAUGCAUGGUUAUAAGUUGAUGUUUGUGCUAGGCUACCUUUGGUUCGGGAUAUUCUCUCUGGCUACUGGUUUUGCAGGGUUUUCAUCUUCCACUAUCUUGUUUGAUAUCAUGCGAGCUUUGCAGGGAAUAGGACCUGCUAUUCUAAUGCCUAAUUCUGUCGCUUUGAUUGGUAGCUACUAUCCUCCGGGAUUUAGAAAGAAUCUUUGCAUGUGUCUUUUUGGUUCUGUAGCUCCUACUGGUUUCAUCCUUGGAGCCUUUUUUAAUGGUAUUUUUGCUCAGCUUGUCUGGUGGCCAUGGACAUUUUGGGUUUGUGGAAUGGUGUGCUUUGUAAUAGCUGUUGCCGGAUUCUUUGUGAUUCCAAAAGGAGUGGGUAUACUUGCAAAAGGAAGCUUCGAUUAUUUCGGAUCUGCUGCAGGUGUUACUGGCUUAAUUCUAUUUAACUUUGCAUGGAAUCAGGGACCUGUUGCAGGCUGGGAGAGACCGUAUGUAUAUGUUCUCAUGAUAGUUGGAUUGAUUUCAAUUGCUCUUUUCUUUUACAUUGAGAAGAGUGUAAUCGACCCGUUGGUACCUAGGUCGGUGUUAAAGGGAGAGACUGGUGCUGUGUUAGGUUGUAUUGCUGCAGGUUGGUCCUGUUUUGGAAUCUGGCUUUUCUAUAUGUACAGAUGGUCUUUGGUCAUUGACGGGGACACUCCUAUUCUAGCAGCCACAAAGAAUUUACCAUGUAUAAUACCUGGAUUUCUUGCUGCUAUAUCUGCAGCUUUCUUGGUCCAAAGGUUUCCUACUUCCUUUGUGUUGUUUUUAUCUAUGCUUGCAUUCUUUGUUGGGAUAGUACUUAUGGGAACAAGACCUGUUGGUCAGAUUUUUUGGGCACAGAAGUUUGUCAGUUUGCUCAUCCAGCCUAUAGGUAUGGAUAUGUCUUUUCCAGCCGCUUGCAUCAUUCUUAGUUCUGCAUUACCUCCGGCACAACAAGGGAUAGCUGCUUCCUUAGUGGCCACUGUCGUCAACUAUUCCAUAUCCAUUGGAUUAGGAUUUGCAGGCACUGUAGAAUACUACAAAACAAAAGAUAUGUCUCCAAGCUUUGAGACUACGGUACAUGGUAUAAGAGUUGCAUUUUAUAUGGGCUUUGGCUUGGCCGGAUUAGGAGUGCUUGUUUCUGCUUUGUUCAUGUUUCAACAAAUUAUAAAUAAGAAGAAAAGGAGCCCCUCCGCAGAUGAAGAAAAAUCUACUAGAGCACCAUCAGUUUGA
This is a messenger RNA of Scheffersomyces stipitis CBS 6054, 1494 nucleotides long. RefSeq names its product MFS transporter (gene ATR3). Bases 1 to 1494 code for a protein of 497 amino acids. Gene Ontology annotation, biological process: transmembrane transport. The record is from RefSeq and is a predicted model, not a curated record. The transcript has a single exon. Gene Ontology annotation, molecular function: transmembrane transporter activity. Gene Ontology annotation, cellular component: membrane. NCBI's taxonomy places the organism in Eukaryota, Fungi, Ascomycota, Pichiomycetes, Serinales, Debaryomycetaceae.